AUGGAUGCGGAUGGCAGAGAUGUUGAAAAUGGUAUUGAGAUUUCCUCAGUGGAACAAGAUGCUGAGGAGGCAAUAUUGGAAGAGAUGGCUUGUGCUACCCGACUGUUAGGGGUUGGGCUGCCAAUAGUGCAAGCAAAUAUUCUCAGUCCAAGUGGCAUAUCCAAGAUCCAAAAGGUUCCUGCUUUGUUGCGUCAAAAUCCCAACUUUGCUAGCUUCUGUUCACCCGAAAUGAUGUCAUUUGGUCCCAUGCAUCACCAUCGGCAGAAUGGUGAUCUCCAACUGGGACAACAAUUCAAAUACCUUUGGGCGUUCCGUUAUAUUACGCAAUUCACAUGCAGUCGAGGUAGACAAGUUGAAGAUUCAAAAAGGUUUCUCUAUGAAACUGUAACACAACACAUACAGCUGUUAAGAGAUAUGUUCAGUGAGGACGUGACUAAAGGGUACAACGAUAAGGAACUAGCACAGAUUUUGUUUGUGGAUGGAUGUGCUUUGCUCUAUUUCAUGAAAAACGUUGAUGAUUCAGAACUGGUGAUGCUAAAGUUUGACCAGUUGUGGUGUAUAUGGAAAGAUAUUAUCUUGUUGGAAAACCAACUUCCAGCAAAAUUGUUGUACUUACUGAUCGGUGAUUCUCCAGUUCGCUAUAAGAACAUAGGGGAUCUUAAAAAAGCGGGUAUUCAAGUGAAAGUAAGCCAAACUGAUGAAUGGAAAUGGCUUGACAUUUCUUUCACCUCCAACUUGUUUAGAGGACACUUGAUGCUUCCACGGAUUGUGAUUAAUGACCUCACACGUUAUCUCUAUCACAACUUGAUUGCAUAUGAGAUGUGUCCGGAUUUUCGUCACGGUUUCGAAUUUUACUCUUUCUUUUCUUUGAUGGAUUCCUUCAUUGAUGACGCUGAGGAUGUGAAAGAGCUCAGAGAAGCUGGUGUCCUAGAAAACUCCCUUGGAAAUGAUGAAGAAGUGGCCAAAUUCUUCAAUGAACUAGGCCAUGUAUUGCUAAACAAAGAUCUCAACUACAAUAAUAAAUAUGCUGAAAUCAAGUGGCAAAUCCAAAAGCAUUGCGUAAACAAAUGGAAGACUUGGUGGGCUCAAUUAUACAACACUUACUUCAAUACCCCAUGGUCUUACAUUACCUUUUUUGCUGUUGUGUUUGCAUUGGUUCUUGCUUUUCUUCAAACAUUCUAUACCUUAAAUCCUACUAAGUGA
Molecule: messenger RNA, 1203 nt
Organism: Arachis duranensis
Lineage: Eukaryota; Viridiplantae; Streptophyta; Magnoliopsida; Fabales; Fabaceae
Exons: 2
Coding region: 1-1203 (400 amino acids)
Source: RefSeq, a predicted model, not a curated record